Bombyx mori (domestic silkworm) is the source of this 5063-nucleotide messenger RNA. It is a transcript of the gene capu, whose product is annotated as protein cappuccino. Gene Ontology annotation, cellular component: cytoskeleton; cytoplasm. Bases 83 to 4486 code for a protein of 1467 amino acids. Gene Ontology annotation, biological process: cortical actin cytoskeleton organization. The record is from RefSeq and is a predicted model, not a curated record. Lineage: Eukaryota; Metazoa; Arthropoda; Insecta; Lepidoptera; Bombycidae. The transcript is spliced from 10 exons. Gene Ontology annotation, molecular function: actin filament binding.
UUGUAUGUUUUAGAGUUCACUUUUUGGCUCAGUUUUAAGUGAAACAAGAUUUUCUUCCUAUUUUCCGAACAGUAUUCCCAAAAUGGGAAAUACACAAGCUAACGAAAAACAAAUAAAGACGGGAAAAUCACCCGCUAAAGGUAAACAUUUUAUAAGAAACCUCAAUAGGAAAUCGCCCGGUCGGGACAGCAAAAAGCACGGCAGAAAGAAAAGUGAUGCGAAACGAGAUGCGAUCGACAGGUGCUAUGAUAAAACGCCGGAUUCAGAUAACCACGAGCCGGCCGAUGCGUCAGAUAACGAUAUGUUCGAGUGCGUGUUCAAAAUAUUGGAGCGGGAAGGGGGCGAGUCGAACGAGCAGUCAGAGGUAACGGUGACCAGGUGCGAGCCGUGCGCGGAGCCGCGGUCACCGACCCGCGACCAGCCACCCGCCGCGCCGCCUGCUUGCUCGCCCGCUGGCGACUCCGCAUCAGAGUCAGUGUUCACGGACCCGCUCACGCCGCUCGCCGUCGAACUAAAUCAGUGUUAUUAUUCCGCCGAGAGUGACAGCGCACUCGACGAGCACCUGCGAACCCUCACACCCUCCCCGACAGAUGCGCGAGCGGCGCCCGUCGCGACCUCAACACCGCGAGUCAUAGACAUGCCGCACGACGACGCCGCCUCCCUGCUUCCUACCGAUCACGCAGAAAAAGAAGACAAGCUUGACACAUUCGACGACGUUACUGACAGGGCCGAUAAUGACAGAAACAUGGGUGGAAUAUUCUCCGGGAACCGCAUCGAAAACGCAGUACGUGACCCUCACGAGUGCAACCACGACUUCCGCGACAACAGACUAAAGGCUUGUCACACACAAACAUCAUUUACGCUGUCGAAACAUAGAAAAGUGGAACUACCUCCGGUGGCUUGUGACCCGUCGCUUGCGUUACUUGACCAUGCUAUUUCUGAAAAAGAGAAGCGGCCCGCGAGCGUCAGUGACGUUCCAGUCCUGCCAGAGUCGAACGUGCUCCGGAAGGUUGCCUCCUUGACCCUUGAGAAACACUCGGAAAACAAAAUAGUACGACCAAAAUUCGUUCCGGACAAACUGGAUUUCAGGCUUUACGAGAAAUUUGAAGGGCAAAUGCUUCUAAAUUGGUUUAUGUCGUCGAUAUCAGAAAACAAACAUCUCAAAACUGUGUUAAACCCACAAGAUUUAAAAAAUCUUGGAAUACAAUAUUGUACGCAUCUUCUAGCAGCUGGUGUACUCAGACAAAUCUCAGAUAAAGAUGCCCCCACCGAAAAUCUAUUUAAGCCUAAUCUAAUGUACUAUUGGGCCCAUAUGGAGGUACCACCUUCACAGCCAGUAACACCUGGCAGAUUGCAAAGUUCAGCAUGGCCCCCAGAUAAAGACAGUAAUCGAAUAGUGAAUCAAGAAAAUGUCACGAACGGGGCCAAUGUGGACAACAGGUUUUUUAAUCAAAAUAACAGUGAAGAUAUUAGUGAUAUUGGUGAAGCAAAAAUUAUAAUUGCUGACUUAAAACGAAAACUACAAGAACUUGAAAAUCAAUUGGAAAGAUAUAAAAUUCAUUCAGAAAUUGACACACUUAAUAAAAACUUGGAAAAAAGCUUUGACAAUGUACCUGGAUACAGUUUAGUUAAAAAUCGAAAUGAUUUGAUAAAUAAGGAAGUGCAAACACUAUUUGGUAAUGAACAUAAGUUGCUUAGUAAACCUGUGAUAAAUUUUCCUGAAAAUGAUCAACUCAAAGAACAUAUAAAAGAUCAUAGAUCAAUAGAAUUAAGUAGUUUAGAUAUGAGCAUUAAAGACUCUGUAAAUAAAUUAGACAAAAGAUCUGAAAAAAUAGAAAAUUACUGUAAGCUAAAUAAAAGUAGGGAUUGUGAAAAAACAUUGAAGAAAGACAGUAUAAAUGAAAAUAGACAAGAAAAAGAAGAGAUUCAAAACCAAGAUCCCAAAAAUGACAUUGAGAAGGAUAGUAAAACUGAGCAAAAUUUUGAUAAAGAGUCAAAUACAUCUUUUGUUAGCACAUGUUCAUCUACCAAGAUUACAGAUACUACUAGUACAUAUUGUGAAACAAAAAAAAAUUAUAAUAAAGAUAUUAUAGAAAAACUGGAUUCAAAUGUACAAGAAUUAUAUGUCAGCAUUGGUAAACAAAUGCCGUCAUCUGAGGCUAACCAACUACCAUCUGAAUUAUUGCAAGCUGACAUAUCAAAAGAUUUAGAUAGAAAUAAAGAAAAAUCUCCAGUAUGUUCAAAUGAAAACAUUUCAACAAGCAAAUCUCCAACUGUAGAAGUUGAAUCUUCAUCAAUUCAAGAUGAUGUUUUUGUUUUUCCAAGUGAUGUAAAAGUUCAACAAAGUAUAACCCAACCUGUACCAGAAAUCAAGUUAGAUCUUCCUCUUCAUUCACCACCUCCUAUGCCCGGGAGGCCACCGCCCCCACCUCCCAUGCCAGGAACAUAUGUAGACAUUGCAUCAGAUGUAAACAAAAGUGAUCUAAACCAACCUACAUCUUCAAUAUCUGUUAUGGGUCCACCUCUGCCACCACCCAUGCCAGGCAUGGAACCUUCAUCAUCGCUAAUGACUGAUAUGAGACCACCUCCUCCACCUAUGCAAGAUAUGGGACCACCACAACCCCCAAUGCCUGGUAUUGGUCCGCCCCCUCCACAUAUGCCAGGUAUAGGACCACCUCCGCCGCCAAUGCCUGGUAUGGGUCCGCCCCCUCCACCUAUGCCAGAUAUGGGACCACCUCCACCGCCAAUGCCUAGUAUGGGUCCUCCCCCUCCACCUAUGCCAGGUAUAGGACCACCUCCACCGCCAAUGCCUAGUAUGGGUCCGCCCCCUCCACCUAUGCCAGGUAUGGGACCACCUCCACCGCCAAUGCCUGGUAUGGGUCCGCCCCCUCCACCUAUGCCAGGUAUGGGACCACCUCCACCGCCAAUGCAAGGGAUGGGUCCACCUCCUCCACCUAUGCCAGGCAUAACCCCUAUGCCACCUGCAAUGCCAGGUGCACCCCCUCCUCCAGGUAUGCCAGGAUUGGGGCCUGGUCCCCCUCCACCACCGCCGACAGGACCAGCACCAUUUCCAGCACCUCCUGUAGGUGGUUGGACUACACAACGAUCAACACUUCGAAAAACCCCAGUGAAACCUGCUGCCCCAAUGAAACCUUUAUAUUGGACACGUAUUUUAGCUCAACCCAGUAUUCCAACAUGUCAUGGAGAAUUAGAUUCUAUAUUGAAACCACUAUGGUUAGAAAUUGAAGAAACUAGUUUAGAUAAUAUUGACGAGUUUACUGAUCUAUUCUCGCGUCAAGUUAUAAAAGCCCCUACCAAAAAGAAAGUGGAAGUCAAAACGAAAAUUCAACCAGUGAAGAUUUUGGAUAGUAAGAGAUCGCAAAAUGUCGGAAUACUUGCCCAGAGCUUGCAUGUAGAAUUUUCAGAGAUUGAAAAUGCAGUUUACAAUUUUGAUACAUCCGUUGUUAGUUUAGAAGCAUUACAGCAAAUUUAUGAACUGCGGGCCAGUGAAGAAGAACUUGCAAUGAUAAAGGAACAUCUAAAAUGCAAGCCGGACAUACCACUGGAUCGCCCAGAGGCGUUUUUGCACGAUUUGUCCGGUAUACCGAAUUUUGCUGAAAGAAUAUCGUGUUUUAUGUUUCAAACUGAUUUUGAGGAUGCCAUAAACACAACCAUGCACAAAUUAGACAACUUGAAACAUACAUGUGAGUUUCUCAUGACUAGUGAAUCUCUGAAGAAAUUGUUUGCAAUUAUUUUAACUCUGGGAAACUACAUGAACGGGGGUAACGGACAACGGGGCCAAGCCGAUGGAUUCGGCCUAGAAAUACUUGCCAAACUAAAAGAUGUCAAGUCGAAGCAAUCGAACGUGACGUUAUUGCACUUCAUAGUUCGCACGUACAUGCGUUGUACGGGCGGCGCGUUGUCGGCCACCUGCGUGCUGCCGGUGCCGGAACCCGGUGACGUCACCCGAGCCGCUGCCAUCGACUUUGCCGAUGUCGCUUCGAAUUUAACUAAUUUAGGAAAACAACUUGACGCCUGCAAAGAAAAAACGAAAAAGGUAAUAGAAUCAGAUGCUCAAUCACGAAAUACAAGCAACGAAGAACCCCCUGGGAAUAUGAGUAAGGGUAAUCUAGAAGUGUUCAAAGACAAAAUGACCACAUUCCUAAAUGCUGCUGAAGAGAAACUUAAGACUGAAAACGAAAAUUUAGAGGAGUGUCGCAAUAAAUUUAUUGCAACAGUAAAAUUCUAUCAAUAUUCAUCAAAGUGCGGUAAAAUAGAGGAAUGCGAACCGAAGGAGUUUUUCUCUCUUUGGACGUCGUUCUGUAGUGAUUUCAAGGAUAUAUUUAAGAAAGAAGAACAGCUUGCUAUAAAAGAAAGAUUAAAAGAAACCAGAAAGUUACAGGAUGAGAGGAAAUCUCUAACACAGCCCAUUAAAGAAGGUGGACUCAAAGCUAGACUGCAAAAACUCUCCAGUUCUCGAAAAUAGCUUUUAAACAAUAUUUAAAAUAUUAAAAACCGCUUUAGCUCAUAUAAAUUUAUCAAUUGUUACUAAAAGUAUAAAAUAAAACGUAAAACAUUACCCUCAUUCAGCUGUCUGAAAAAAAGGAAUAUUAUGUCAAACUUAGCAUUUACGCAAUACAUUUAAAUAUAUAUUUCACUAUCAACUUUACUGUAUAUUAAAUUAUUUAAUGUGACAAAGUUCAGCAUUCUUAUUACAAACUUUGAUUAUACAUAAGUAUGAGUUUUCUAUAAAUACUUGUUUUACAGGCCACGAAAACAUUUCAAUAGUGUUCUUAUAAAUAAUAAAAAUUAAAAAUAUAAUGUUAUAAGAUUUGACAAAGAACUAAAUAAGCUAUAAAUAAGCCUUGUCCUUCAUGCAUUCCAAAUUAGGCAGACUUCAAUAGUAAUAAUAAAAGCAUAUAAAAAUUGUACCUGAACAUGCUGUCUAAUAUCCAUAGAUAUUUUUUUUAUAUAAAAAUGGUGCUGUAUUUACUGUUUUUGUAAAUAUAGUUAGUAAAAAAUUUUUUUAAAUUCAAUAAAAUUUUAUUCAUUAAUAUAAACAA